This is a messenger RNA of Carlito syrichta (Philippine tarsier), 4154 nucleotides long. It is a transcript of the gene PTK2B, whose product is annotated as protein tyrosine kinase 2 beta. NCBI's taxonomy places the organism in Eukaryota, Metazoa, Chordata, Mammalia, Primates, Tarsiidae. Gene Ontology annotation, biological process: protein phosphorylation; signal complex assembly. Gene Ontology annotation, cellular component: cytoskeleton; focal adhesion. The coding region runs from base 243 to 3272 and encodes 1009 amino acids. The transcript is spliced from 31 exons. Gene Ontology annotation, molecular function: protein tyrosine kinase activity; ATP binding. The record is from RefSeq and is a predicted model, not a curated record.
AAGGAAGUGGGGAGGAGAGAGGCAGGGGUGUGGUUAACAUAGGAAGGGGAGGAGGGAAGGACUCGAACCUGUCAGCCCUCUAGCACAGCCUCAGCCUCCGGAUCGGCGCGCGCCGUACCUGCCGGGGCCGGGACUCACCUGCACGCCGCCCCCGCCUCUCACCUGGCCCGGCCCAGGAGCGGUCGCCGGAGCCCGCGCUCCCUGGGACUGCGAUGUGCCGGCCCUAGCUGCGGUCUGAGAGGAUGUCUGGGGUGUCCGAGCCCCUGAGCCGAGUAAAGGUGGGCACGUUACGUCGGCCCGAAGGCCCCCCGGAGCCCAUGGUGGUGGUGCCGGUGGACGUGGAGAAGGAAGACGUGCGUAUCCUGAAGGUCUGCUUCUACAGCAACAGUUUCAACCCCGGGAAGAACUUCAAGCUGGUCAAAUGCACCGUCCAGACGGAGAUCCGGGAGAUCAUCACCUCCAUCCUGCUGAGUGGGCGAAUCGGGCCCAACAUCCAGCUGGCUCAGUGCUACGGGCUGAGGCUGAAGCACAUGAAGUCGGACGAGAUCCACUGGCUGCACCCGCAGAUGACGGUGGGUGAGGUGCAGGACAAGUAUGAGUGUCUGCACGUGGAAGCCGAGUGGAGGUAUGACCUCCAAAUCCGCUACUUGCCGGAAGACUUCAUGGAGACCCUGAAGGAGGACAGGACCACGCUGCUUUAUUUUUACCAACAGCUCCGGAACGACUACAUGCAACGCUAUGCCAGCAAGGUCAGCGAGGGGAUGGCCCUGCAGCUGGGCUGUCUGGAGCUCAGGCGCUUCUUCAAGGACAUGCCUCACAACGCACUGGACAAGAAGUCCAACUUCGAACUCUUGGAAAAGGAAGUGGGCCUGGACUUGUUUUUCCCAAAGCAGAUGCAAGAGAACUUAAAGCCCAAGCAGUUCCGGAAGAUGAUCCAGCAGACGUUCCAGCAGUAUGCCUCGCUCAGGGAGGAGGAGUGUGUCAUGAAGUUCUUCAACACCCUCGCAGGCUUCGCCAACAUUGACCAGGAGACCUAUCGCUGCGAACUCAUUCAAGGAUGGAACAUCACCGUGGACCUGGUCAUCGGCCCCAAAGGCAUCCGCCAGCUGACAAGUCAAGACGCAAAGCCCACUUGCCUGGCCGAGUUCAAGCAGAUCAAGUCCAUCCGGUGUCUCCCGCUGGAGGAGGGCCAGGCGGUCCUACAGCUGGGCAUUGAAGGCGCCCCCCAGGCCCUGUCCAUCAAAACCUCGUCCCUGGCAGAGGCUGAGAACAUGGCUGACCUCAUAGACGGGUACUGCCGGCUGCAGGGAGAGCACAAAGGCUCGCUCAUCGUCCACCCCAAGAAAGAUGGUGAGAAGCGGAACAGUCUGCCCCAGAUUCCCAUGCUGAACCUGGAGGCCCGGCGGUCCCACCUCUCAGAAAGCUGCAGCAUCGAGUCAGACAUCUACGCAGAGAUUCCGGACGAGACCCUGCGGAGGCCUGGAGGUCUCCAGUAUGGCGUCGCCCGGGACGAUGUGAUUCUGAAUCGCAUUCUUGGGGAAGGCUUUUUUGGGGAGGUCUAUGAAGGUGUCUACACGAAUCACAAAGGGGAGCAAAUCAAUGUGGCCGUCAAGACCUGCAAGAAAGACUGCACUCUGGACAACAAGGAGAAAUUCAUGAGCGAGGCAGUGAUCAUGAAGAACCUCGACCACCCCCACAUUGUGAAGCUGAUCGGCAUCAUCGAAGAGGAGCCCACCUGGAUCAUCAUGGAAUUGUACCCCUACGGGGAGCUGGGCCACUACCUGGAGCGCAACAAGCUCUCCCUGAAGGUGCUCACCCUCGUCCUGUACUCGCUGCAGAUAUGCAAAGCCAUGGCCUACCUGGAGAGCAUCAACUGCGUGCACAGGGACAUCGCUGUCCGAAAUAUCCUGGUGGCCUCCCCCGAGUGUGUGAAGCUGGGCGACUUUGGCCUUUCCCGGUACAUCGAGGAUGAGGACUAUUACAAAGCCUCUGUGACUCGUCUCCCCAUCAAGUGGAUGUCCCCGGAGUCCAUCAACUUCCGCCGCUUCACGACGGCCAGCGACGUCUGGAUGUUUGCUGUGUGCAUGUGGGAGAUUCUGAGCUUUGGGAAGCAGCCCUUCUUCUGGCUGGAGAACAAGGACGUCAUUGGGGUCCUCGAGAAGGGGGACCGGCUGCCCAAGCCUGACCUCUGUCCGCCGAUCCUUUACACCCUCAUGACCCGCUGCUGGGACUAUGACCCUAGCGAACGGCCCCGCUUCACAGAGCUCGCGUGCAGCCUCAGUGACAUCUAUCAGAUGGAAAAGGACAUUGCUAUGGAGCAAGAGAGGAACGUUCGCUACCGAACCCCCAAAAUCUUGGAGCCCACAGCCUUCCAGGAACCUCCACCCAAGCCCAGCCGACCCAAGUACAGACCCCCUCCACAAACCAACCUGCUGGCCCCCAAGCUGCAAUUCCAGGUCCCCGAGGGCCUGUGUGCCAGCUCUCCCACGCUCACCAGCCCUAUGGAGUAUCCGUCUCCCGUUAACUCGCUGCACACCCCACCUCUCCAUCGGCACAAUGUCUUCAAGCGACACAGCAUGCGGGAGGAGGACUUUGUCCGACCCAGUAGCCGCGAAGAGGCCCAGCAGCUGUGGGAGGCCGAAAAGGUCAAGAUGCGACAGAUCCUGGACAAGCAGCAGAAGCAGAUGGUGGAAGAUUACCAGUGGCUGCGGCAGGAGGAGAAAUCCCUGGACCCCAUGGUUUACAUGAAUGACAAGUCCCCGCUGACCCCAGAGAAGGAGGCUGGCUACCUGGAGUUCACGGGGCCCCCGCAGAAGCCGCCGCGGCUGGGCGCUCAGUCCAUCCAGCCCACGGCCAACCUGGACCGGACCGACGACCUGGUGUACCUCAACGUCAUGGACCUGGUGCGGGCCGUGCUGGAACUCAAGAACGAGCUCUGCCAGCUGCCCCCCGAGGGCUACGUGCUGCUGGUGAAGAACGUGGGGCUGACCCUGCGGAAGCUCAUCGGGAGCGUGGACGACCUCCUGCCCUCCUUGCCGUCGUCGUCACGGACAGAGAUCGAGGGGACCCAGAAACUGCUCAACAAGGACCUGGCAGAGCUCAUCAACAAGAUGCGGCUGGCCCAGCAGAACGCCGUGACCUCCCUGAGCGAGGAGUGCAAGCGUCAGAUGCUCACGGCCUCACACACCCUGGCCGUGGACGCCAAGAACCUGCUCGAUGCCGUGGACCAGGCCAAGGUCCUGGCCAACCUGGCCCACCCGCCUGCAGAGUGACGGAGGGGGGGACCGUCUGCCCGCGUCUUCCACCCCCACCUGUCGCGCACCUCCCCGCCCUGCCUUUGGUCACGUGGGUCUUCUCGGGGAAGACCGCCGGGGAGUCCCUCCCACGCCAGUCUGCACGACCCCCUCCACCCCCCCAGGCUGUGCUGCUCAGGCUGCAGCUGGACAGAGGGGACUCUGGGCUAUGGACAUGGGGCGGGGAGGGCACAGAUGGCUCCGAGGGGGCACGGCCGCCACCCGGCCACUCCCUCUCCACCCCAGCCUGGCCCGUGCUGGGGGGGGGGCCCACAGAAGGUCACGUGGUGCCCCUGGCGGCCGGCAUGGCUUUAAGCAUGGACACGGCAGGCCGAUCGGGGAGCAGACCUAACCCUUCCCCUUCCUCUUCAGUCCUCGGAGGUCCCCGGUGUACAGAGAAGCUGGGAAGGGGCUUUAUUCGGGGGUCGGGCGGCUGAUGAGAUGAGGCAUGGGCCUGGCGUCCUUGUACAGUGUAUAUUGGAAUUUAUUUAAUGCGAGUGUGGUCUGGACUGACAGCAUAUGCCCUCCAACGGGGGGACCUGGGACCUCGUCCAGGAACAAGCUGAUUGGGAGUCCGGGCACAGGACGCAGUGUUCUCAACACACCCACAUUGCGGGGAAGAGGCGGGGAGACGCGGCCAAGUCAGGGCCUUGGAGCCGAUCCGCCCUCCUCCUGCCCUCUCUUUCUCCCUUUCUUUCCCCUUCCUUCUCCCCGCCCCCCUUUUCUUAUUCCUCCCCCCUUUUUCCUCUCCCUUUUCUAUCCGGCGCCUUUCCCCUCCCGCGUGUUUAUGCAGCCCCCCCUUUCACCUUCUUUCUAUCUGACUCGUGGUUGAAUUAAAAUCGUCCCAUUUGCUUUGUGGUC